Messenger RNA from Penicillium waksmanii, 1560 nucleotides. RefSeq names its product cytochrome P450. The transcript has 3 exons. The record is from RefSeq and is a predicted model, not a curated record. The coding region runs from base 1 to 1560 and encodes 519 amino acids. Gene Ontology annotation, molecular function: heme binding; monooxygenase activity; oxidoreductase activity, acting on paired donors, with incorporation or reduction of molecular oxygen. Lineage: Eukaryota; Fungi; Ascomycota; Eurotiomycetes; Eurotiales; Aspergillaceae.
AUGGGUGUUUCUAUCACUUCGCUAGUCGCGCUGGCCAUCGCAGGCUUGGCCUUUUAUAAAGUCGUUAUAUACCCAUACUUCAUCUCGCCACUCGGAAAGAUUCCCAAUGCACACUGGAGUGUCCCCAUAUCCCCGGGCUGGAUGCUAUGGAGAAGAUUUUGGAUGCAGAAUAACCGUACUAUCCAGGCGGCGCAUGAGAGGCUUGGUCCUAUCGUGAGACUUGGACCGUCGGAGAUAUCAGUGAAUUGCGUUGAUGGAGGGAUCAAGUCUGUUUAUACCGGGGGUUUUGAGAAGCAUGAGUGGUACCCACGGGUGUUCGGAUCGCUUGGAACCGUAAGCAUGUUCACUAUGAUCGGUACUAAGGCCCAUUCCGUACGCAAGAGAAUGCUGUCCAACAUCUACUCGAAAUCAACCUUGCAGACUUCGCCCCAUCUACGCGUUGUCUCGAAUGCAGUUAUCUAUGAUCGCCUGCUUCCAAUAUUGCAAGAUGCGGCGAGUUCAAAGAAAUCGAUCGAUGUGCACGAUCUCAACCAAGGAUUGACAAUGGAUUUCGUCUCAUGCUAUCUCUUCGGCUUACAGAAUGGCACGAAUCACCUGCAGGAUCAUGCAUUCCGCAAGCACUGGCUUCACAUGUAUCUCUGCCGCAAGCCAUUUGAGUUCUACCACCAGGAGACCCCUCAGUUGAUAGGCUGGAUGAAAUGUAUGGGUUUGAGGCUCAUCCCAAAAUAUUGCGAUACCGCCAAUGACAUGCUCGAUGCGUGGGCAUUGGACCUCUGCGGCAAGGCAGCUCAAUCACUCAACUCAACGGACCCCUCUAUCGAGCCUAUUGUAUACAAGCAGCUGAAGCAGAGCUUGGAUAAACAGGCGGCAAAAGAAGGUGGUCCAAAGCCGGACCCUGCGGAGCAACAGAAUGAUAUUGCAUGCGAGAUGUACGACCAACUGACAGCAGGGUUUGAAACCAGUGCUGUCGGCUUAACCUAUCUGCUAUGGGAAUUAUCGAAGAACCCGGAGCUUCAGGGCAAGCUUCAUGAAGAGCUGAUGACGUUGGAUCCUCCCAUCAGGUCCCCCAAGUCCGCUGAGCUUCCUCCAGCGAAGGCGGUUGAUGCGCUGCCAUUAUUGGAAGCUAUCGUCACCGAGACAUUGAGACUCCAUGCUCCAAUUCCUGGGAUCCAGCCGCGAGUCACACCGGCGCCAUCUUGUUCUCUCGGUGGCUAUGAUAAUAUCCCAGCCAACACCCGUGUUAAUGCGCAGGCUUACUCGCUACACCGCAAUCCAGAGGUCUUUCCAGAGCCCGAGACAUGGAGACCGAGCAGGUGGCUCAUGGAGGAAAACUCGAUUGUCGAUCUCGAAGAACAGAAGCGCUGGUUUUGGGCGUUUGGAAGUGGAGGACGUAUGUGUGUCGGAAGUAAUCUCGCGUUACAAGAAACCAAGCUCGUCGUCGCAGCGAUAUACUCCAACUUCCGGACAACAAUUGUGGACGAUGAUGGCAUUGAAGCCAUCGAUGCAUACACGGUCGGCCCGCAAGCCGAGAAGUUGACCCUGAAGUUCCAUCCACUGUAG